AGAUCAAUCGAGUCGACACCUGUUAACGAUCAUCUUCAAGCAUCACCAUGCAGAAAGGACAAGGUCAAGGAGUUUACACCAAGGCGCUCUGUGCGGUGUUGUGCUUGCUGGUAGCGGUUCAGACUGCAGGCGCCGUGCCGGUCAGGCACAAACGGGACAGAACACCCUGUAAGCAGAUGGAGGUCAACAGCAGGCUGGCCAUCAGACUCCGGCUACAUGUCACUGAUCUACGUGACUCCAUCCCGGUGGACCCAGAGGAGCAGGACCUCCCCACGCUGUUCCCCAGCCUCUCCCAGUCAUUCAGCAACCGGAACAAUCUCACGCACCAGGGCAGGUUGCAGUGGAUCGAGGACCGCCUCUUGAUGUUCCGUGAGAUGAUGAUGGCGUCACGCGCGGAGGGCGACUGGACCCCCGAGCUGAGGAGGAAGCUGCAGAGGGUGAUAGACGACACCCGAGGGCUGGUCCGGGCUGUGAGAGUGGCGGCCACCCUCCUGGGCAUCAGCCUGGAGCACAGUAACAGCACCCCGCCCAGCCCCGUCCCCUCAUCCGACCCCAGCAUGGACGCAGACGUCACGCACUACCUUCUCAUCCGGGACUUCGGACGUGUGGUGAUGGACGUCCAUCAUCAGUUUAACAGGCUGGCCCGAGCUACAUGUGACAUCUCGUAAUGUACAUGUAUGUACCGGACCAUAUGGGCACGAGAUUUCAAGAUACAAGUAUAGUGACCUUGUUUUGUCUCCAACCAUUGCCAACUGGUCUAUGAAGACCAUUUGCUUCUAUUAUAAACUCAGUCAGUCAGUACUAUGCUAUUCCUGAACGUUGCCAACAAAAACGUUCACUGGCUCCCUAUGGCCUUCUUCAGGAGUGAAUGACCCACUACUUUUGACACGUGACCUAACAGACACGUGGCUGGUUCUGUCAUGUUUGCAAGGAGUGGCACAAUGCAAAACACUGCCAGAAUCAAGUCAGUAUUGACAGUGACCAUACCCUUUCAAAAUGACAGCUAGUUCAUGACAUGGUUUUGGGGACAUCUAAAACGUUUAGAGUGACAGUCUACUCAGGCAUUGUAUCAUACUUAAGUCAUAUCUUGAACGAAUCGGGGACAGUGAAUGGAACGCAAGGGACAAAAUAAGUUCAAUAUUGUAUCUAAAAACUCGUGCGUCUAUUUUUACCUGUAGUACAUACAGUUUCUGACCAUGUUGCAAUGCAACAUUUGAGUGAUGGUGUUUUGACCAUAGUUAGAAUAGCUAUGUAGCAGAACGUGCGUAGUUCUAGAAAUGAAUAGGAGUAGUUGUGGUUUACCACAGAGUGUGUUGAACUGUGAUACAGGUAGCUUAGAUGUUCUAUCAGUUCUGGAUUCAUUGUAUAGAGACUAUUUUAAGAGCUAUCUUUAGAUGGUGUUUAACAUGAUUAUUAUAUAAUCUAUACAUGUACUAAGAUAUAUGUAGUGCAAAUAUCAAACAUUUUGGGAAUGUUAUUAAGAAGGAUGGUUAAGCAUAAUAACCAAUUUUUGAAAUUUAUGUAACUGCUUAGACAAUAUGUCUGCAAGGAAAAGGAGCAUAUCUUAAUGUAGUACAGCUUACAUGUUUAUAAGAUAGUACGCAACAUGCUUGUCAUCAGAUAUAUUAUCAUCACAUGACAAGGCAGAUCACUGGGGGAAGGACUGAAUCUACCUAGAACAUGUACAUGUAGGUUCAAUUCUGAUGCUAUUUCCAAAGAUUAAAUCAAGAAUAGUAAUUGUCAUUCCAACCUGUCCUUGUAUACUAUUAUUAAUGGGAUGUAUCUGUUUUAUGCACCUGUUUCUUCAAUUAUUGACUAAUCUAGAUAUGAAUAUUAUACUGAGUCCUAGAGAGUAAAAGAAGUAACAAGCGUACAUAAAAUGAAAGUACAACAAACUUUAUUGAAACACUAAAGCAGAUGCUUUCUCUGUUUAGUGAGCAGCAAUAUAUACAUACAAUGUCUAUACAUUUUAAGUCAUCUGUCCCUAGCCUUUUUAUCAAUUCUAGUCUGGUUUCCAUCUUCAUAGUUUUGCCAUCUCCCGGACUCAGUCAUAUACCACUGCGUGAGUCAGAGAGAAUGAACUAAGAGGAUGGUGCCCAAUCUAUAGCAAUUCUACUCUUGAUAUAAAUAAUUUUUCCUAAUAUUAAAACAAACAGUCACUGCUGACGAAGAAUACUGUCUCUCCACCCUCCCAAAUCACAGAGUUGCUGGAACAUUUAUCUAUCUACACAUUUGCAGCUAUUUUGAGUUAAUGAACUUCAGAACUCUACUGUGUCCUCUCACAGAUCACGAAAGUGUGGCCCAAAUUCUUCAUAGUCUUGACGGAAACACUCUCUAAAAGGAUCUCAACUAGAGGUUGCCCUUUCUUUGGACAGAACUGCGCCACCUUCUUCUAGUGAUUGUUAGUGUGUUAGUCCAUUACGGAGGAUACCGGACCAUUUUCUGUGAAUUGACAGAAGUACUGUGAAUUGGAGGUUUUGUAACAUACCGGUAAUUGUACAUCCUGCAAUUUGUUAUGGGUUGGUGAUAUUUCAUUGACAAAAAAACUGUGAUUCAAAGGACAAAAUUUGUCAGAGACUUCACAUCCUGCAGCAUCUAUCCCAGCACAUUCUGUGGUAAGGGAGGGUAGAAACUGAAGUAUAAGCAAUAAUAAUAUACAUUUCUCUUUCUAUCACUCUCAUACUAAUAUCAUGCAAUACCAGUAAUGCGGCUGUUACAUACAUACAUGCAAUGGCUUGGUAACAUCGGGGCCACACCUAUCUAAUUUCUUAGGCUUCCGAUUUUGUCAGAAAAAAAAAA
Molecule: messenger RNA, 2799 nt
Organism: Branchiostoma belcheri (Belcher's lancelet)
Lineage: Eukaryota; Metazoa; Chordata; Leptocardii; Amphioxiformes; Branchiostomatidae
Exons: 5
Coding region: 48-668 (206 amino acids)
Source: RefSeq, a predicted model, not a curated record